UAGCGCUGAGUUGUUUGUCUGCGUCUUCUCCCCCCCCCCCCUCUCUCUCUGACCUUCUUCGUUUUCUUUCUCUGCACUCCAUCCUCCGCCACUCCUGUCUGUGUUAUUGUUUUAUAUCUUUUCUUAAAUCCUCUUCUCUUUUUCAGUUCCACCCUUCUCCUUCUGCUUCCCACCCCCCUUCCCUCUUUCGCUAUCCGUUCUUCCUCAUUUUCUACCAUAAAUUUUUCCCACUUCUCUUAAAAUAAACGAAAGCACAGCCCGAUUCAGUUUUAUAUCUUUUUUCAAGUGCUGCUACCUCUUAAUCUUGGAUAGAAUUUAAUAUCCAUAACAAAAUUAAUUAUUUCCCCUUGUUUCCGUUUUCUUGUAAUAAUUUUUCUGUCUCUCUCUUUGAUGUGUAUAUGGCUGGUCUGGAUUUAGGCACUGCUUCUCGCUUUGUUCAGAAUCUUCACAGACCUGACUUGCACCUUCAGCAGCAGUCGCACCAACCCGAUUCCGAAGAAGAUGGCAAUCGGCUGGCCCCUUUUUCUUCCGAAGAUGAUCCCCACCAGGGCCUCGAGCUCGCUUCAGCCUCCGCAGGUCCCGGCGACAUCGUCGCUCGCCGUCCCCGUGGCCGCCCUCCUGGUUCAAAGAACAAGCCCAAACCGCCAGUCAUCAUCACCAGAGAAAGCGCCAACACCCUCCGCGCUCAUAUCCUAGAAGUCGCCAGCGGCUCCGAUGUCUUUGACUCCGUCGCCACCUACGCACGUCGUCGCCAGCGCGGGAUCUGUAUUCUGAGCGGCAGCGGCAGCGUCACCAAUGUGGCCCUGAGGCAGCCGGCUGCCGCUGGAGCCGUGGUCAACCUUCACGGAAGGUUCGAGAUAUUGUCACUGUCGGGAUCGUUCCUACCACCUCCGGCCCCGCCAGGUGCGACGAGCCUGACUGUAUACUUGGCGGGAGGGCAAGGACAAGUUGUGGGAGGAAGUGUGGUGGGAGAGUUGACGGCAGCGGGACCGGUCAUGGUGAUUGCAUCUUCGUUUACGAACGUGGCGUACGAGAGGUUACCGCUUGAUGAGCAGGAGGAGCAACUCCAGAUGCAACCACCGGCUGCUUCUUCUCAGGGAUCGGCGGCGGCGGCUGCUUUCCCUGACCCAUCCUCCGGUCUACCCUUCUUCAAUUUGCCCCUUAAUAUGCAGAUUCCUGUGGAAGGCUGGGCCUCCGGCAACUCGGUCCCCCGUCCUCCUUUUUGAUCUCCAAUUCUUCCACUGGUCAAACCUCAACUCAACUCAGUUUUUCUCAUCUUUUACGUACCUCAAGCGCCACUUGAAGCAAUUGCCAACUGCAUUUGAUGCACAUAUGUACCUAUAUAACUCAAGGUCAGCGAAUUCAUGAUGGGCUAUAAUUUAGUUAUGACCGUUCUCAAUGUUUCUUCUUCUUCUUCUCAUCUUUAUUUUCGACUUUAUAUAUGCUGCUGCUGAUUUUGAUAUAGUUCACUUCUCCGUCUGGUGCGUUUGCGUUGUACACUUGUACUUCUACUUAAUUAAUGUCUCAUUGGUUUUUUUUUGGUUUGUCAUAUAUCUUGAGUCUCCUGUAACUCUGCUAUUACUUGCAUUGAUUUGGCAAUCAAUUUCUUCUUCUUAAUUAAA
Messenger RNA from Prosopis cineraria, 1622 nucleotides. RefSeq names its product AT-hook motif nuclear-localized protein 23-like. The transcript has a single exon. Lineage: Eukaryota; Viridiplantae; Streptophyta; Magnoliopsida; Fabales; Fabaceae. The record is from RefSeq and is a predicted model, not a curated record. Gene Ontology annotation, molecular function: minor groove of adenine-thymine-rich DNA binding; DNA-binding transcription factor activity. Gene Ontology annotation, cellular component: nucleus. The coding region runs from base 399 to 1226 and encodes 275 amino acids.